This is a messenger RNA of Knipowitschia caucasica, 363 nucleotides long. The record is from the annotation of a GenBank genome assembly. NCBI's taxonomy places the organism in Eukaryota, Metazoa, Chordata, Actinopteri, Gobiiformes, Gobiidae.
AUGGGAGUUUGUUUGGGGUAUUUGGGUGGGUGGGGGAUGUUGUUGUUUUUUGUGUUGGGUGGGGGGUGGGGGGUUGUUGGGGGGGGGGGGUUUGGGUUGUGGGUUGGUGUUUUUGGGGUGGGUGGGGGUUGUGGGUGGUGUGUUUUGGGGUUUGUUGUGUGUGGGUUGGUGUUUUUUGAUUGGUGGUUGGUGGGGGGGUGGUUGGUGGGGGUGUUUAUGGGAUGGUUUUGGGGUGGGGGGGAGUGGGGGUUAGGGGAUGGGGGGGUGGUUGUUGGGGGGUGGUGGUGUGGUGGGUGGUUGGUUUGGGGGGGGGGGUUUUGCAGCUCCUCUACAGUCCUGUGCAGUGGGAGGUGCUGUUCAUGA